AAUACUAGUGUACAAUUUCAUAGCUUUUAAAAUUAUUACUUUCCUUUUUAACUUUUUCUCCUUGUCAUCGUAUAUUUGUUUUUGUCGGUUUGCUGAGAUAUUUGUUUCACAGCUUCGGAGAAAAGAAAAAAAGAGCAUUUCGUCGUCUCUGAAGCGAGAACCCAAAAUCGAUCGAAGAAAUGGCGGAUCAGCUAACGGACGAACAGAUCUCCGAGUUCAAGGAAGCUUUCAGCCUCUUCGACAAGGACGGCGAUGGUUGCAUCACCACCAAGGAGCUGGGGACAGUGAUGCGGUCCCUAGGACAGAACCCAACAGAAGCUGAGCUCCAGGACAUGAUCAACGAGGUGGACGCGGACGGCAACGGCACCAUUGACUUCCCUGAGUUCCUAAACCUCAUGGCUAAAAAGAUGAAAGACACGGACUCGGAGGAAGAGCUCAAAGAAGCUUUCAGGGUGUUCGACAAAGACCAGAACGGAUUCAUAUCCGCUGCAGAGCUCCGCCAUGUCAUGACGAAUCUAGGCGAGAAGCUUACUGAUGAAGAAGUUGAGGAGAUGGUCCGUGAAGCUGAUGUUGAUGGAGAUGGUCAGAUUAACUACGAGGAGUUUGUCAAGAUUAUGAUGGCUAAGUGAUUUAUAUAUAUAUGGUAAGCUAAGAAAAAAACUAAGAAAAGUGGUGGUGAUAUUAACCUUUUAUUAUCUAGAAAAAAAAUCGAUCUGUUGUUGAUUGAGCUUAGUAGUUUGCAAGGUUUUAACAGACAUUAUUGGUUGACGAAUAUCUUUUUAUUUUGUGGGUU
This is a messenger RNA of Brassica napus (rape), 793 nucleotides long. Its product is annotated as calmodulin-1. The record is from RefSeq and is a predicted model, not a curated record. Gene Ontology annotation, molecular function: enzyme regulator activity; calcium ion binding. The transcript is spliced from 2 exons. Bases 180 to 629 code for a protein of 149 amino acids. NCBI's taxonomy places the organism in Eukaryota, Viridiplantae, Streptophyta, Magnoliopsida, Brassicales, Brassicaceae.